Molecule: messenger RNA, 2620 nt
Organism: Quercus lobata
Lineage: Eukaryota; Viridiplantae; Streptophyta; Magnoliopsida; Fagales; Fagaceae
Gene: RSZ22
Product: serine/arginine-rich 22
Exons: 6
Coding region: 133-687 (184 amino acids)
Molecular function (GO): zinc ion binding; RNA binding
Source: RefSeq, a predicted model, not a curated record
GGUGUUUCUUUUUACUAAAUACUAUCACAGCUCUCGAUUCCAAGCGCAGACGGGACGAGAAAACUGAAAUAUCACUUUCGCUGCUAGGGUUUCUCUUUCUCCUUCGUAUUUUCCUCAGUUCUCUUUGGAAAAAUGACUCGCAUAUAUGUGGGAAACUUGGACCCACGAGUUAACGAGAGGGAUCUUGAAGAUGCAUUUCGUGAUUUUGGAGUUAUAGAAAGUGUUUGGGUUGCACGCAGACCACCAGGUUAUGCUUUUAUUGACUUUGAGGAUCGUAGGGAUGCAGAGGAUGCAAUCCGUGAAAUAGAUGGCAAGAAUGGCUGGAGAGUGGAGCUUUCUCACAACUCUAGAGGUGGGGGUGGUGGUCGUGGAGGGGGUCGUGGUCGAUCUGGAGGUUCUGAUUUGAAGUGCUAUGAGUGUGGUGAGGCUGGUCACUUUGCUCGUGAAUGCCGUCUGCGUGGUGGUUCAGGAAGACGUCGUAGCCGCAGCCCCCCUCGGUACCGGAGGAGCCCAAGUUAUGGUCGAAGGAGCUACAGUCCCCGCGGACGGGCCUCCCCAAGACGCCGCAGUUUGACACCUCGUGGGCGUAGUAGUUACAGCAGGUCACCACCACCAUACCGUGCACGUGAGGAAUUGCCAUAUGCUAAUGGAAAUGGCCUGAGGGAUCGACGCCGAAGCCGAAGCUGAGCAUUUCAGGCUUGGUCACUUGCUUUGUAAGAGGACUGUGGGAUUGAAUAUUGUUUAGUGUGCUUGGACUUCAGUACUGUUUAAAUCGGGCGACGCCCUCAGCUUCUACUCUUGAAUUGGAUAAGUUCCUUUCUUUCUUUAAUUGAGUUGGAUUUUCUUUUUCUACCUAAUUCAGAAUAUGUAGUUACAUUAUAGGAGGAGAUCUUAAGCAUUAUAAUUUUAUUAAGGACAGUUAAAUGAGAGCGUUGCUAAAAACCUAUGCUUUUGUUUUUGGUGUGUUGAGGUGUCAUCUGGUUCUGCUUCAUUGUUGAUGUGCUUCUGCACUCCCCUGGAUUUCGUUCUUCAUUGCCCAGAUCUGGGAUCUUCAAUUUUGAAUGGUUGUUGGUCCCAGCCUGCUACUUCUGUAGACUGCUUCUUCUGUAGAUGCUUCUAUUUGAUUGAAUCUCUCCAGUUGUGAUGCGCCUCCCUCUCUUGUGGCAUUUCUUUUAUUUAACUUGAAAGGAUUGAGGAGCUGCGUCAAACACUUCUGGCAGGUAUUUAUAUCUGUUCUACAGAAGUUGGGUCUUUGGGGUUCUUCUUUAACAAAUGGGUUUAUUUUCGUUCAUGGUUUAAUUUGGAUUUUACUUAAAAAGAUUUAGGUGUAAGGUCAAUAGGAAGGCUUUUUAUUUUUAUUUUUGUUAUUUGUUUAAAAAAGGUCUUGGACUUAAAAUAAAAUUUUAAAUUUGCAAGGGAUAAUCUUGAAUCUCGGACUUGUAUUGGGUUGCGAAUGGUUCUAAAAGUUCCAUCUUAGUCUUGGCAUUUAAAUGAAUCUUACUUUGCCUUUAUGGGGUGGGAAUGGAUUUGACAUUAGCCUUUUAAGUUUCUUAAUAUUACUCCAUAUGUGCAUUCUUUAAUUUCCUUCUCGUCUUUUACUUUUCUUUCUCCUUCAUAUCUUUUGGGUCAUGGGUUUCUCGUGCUGUGGUUUUGUGACCUUGGCUAAAGUAUGUGGUGACCUCAGCUAUUUAUAUGGUGUUGGUAGAAGAUCAGGAGCUCCUCCAAUUGAAGAGGAUCUGUGGCAGUUGGUGUUAGUGCUAAGCUCCCUAAUUUUGCUUGGCCUUUAGUGCUAAAGCAGCUUCCUCUUUAGUGCUAAAGUGGCUCCCUUAGUUGGCUUUGUUUUUGCUGGACGAUUAUUCUUCCAAAAUGCUCGGCAAUCGAAUGACUUGUGUAGUUUACUGCGUCAUUAACAAGUUCUGGUCUAAUGGGAUAAUUGGUCUACAUACAUGCAUUACACCAAUAAGCAGUGCAGCACCCAUGAUUUGGUUUGCCCUUUAGUGCUAAACUGGCUCCCUUAGUUGGUGUGGUUUUUGCUGGAUGAAUAAUCUUCCAAUAUGUGCGGCACUUGAAUGAUUUUUGUAGUUCACUGCAAUGUUAUAACUAGUUGUGCUCAAAUGGGAUAUAAUUGCUCUACGUGCAUUACAUCAAUAAACAGUGCAGAACUCAUCCGUAGGAAAGGUAUUGUUAAGCCCCCGAUUGAAAGGAAAAAUGAUUUUCUUUUUCUUUUGACCUCGACAAUGGAGAUUUUUUUGGUUGUGGGAUGUCACCUGCUGCAAGUAGGCUUCAUUGUGGAGACUUCUUUGACGUCAACACUGGGUUACUUGGUUUGCAUGAAUCUGUUGAUAGUGUUUUUUAUUUCAAUAUUCUGCCAUACGUUCAUCUAGAGAAGGAUUGGGGACUUUUCAACAAUUCACUGCCUGUGCCAAAUGUUACAGAGAUAUCAUCUUAAUUUGGUGAGGUAGUGAUCUGAAUCAAAGUCUUUUGUGAUGUAUAUCUUAGUGUCAUAAGACAUGGAUACAACACAAGCAGUCAUGUUGAAAAUGUAUCUUGUGUGAUCUUUUUAUAUAAAUUCUAAUAUUGGCACGAUAAAGGAUGCCUAGCCUUUAUAAAAUUCCUGCUA